GGGUUCUGAAGCAGCUGACAUGAGAAAGCGGCAGCAGUCACAGAAUGAAGGAACGCAGGCUGUGUCUCAAGCGCCUGGAAACCAAAGGCCCAACAAUACCUGCUGCUUCUGCUGGUGCUGCUGCUGCAGCUGCUCCUGCCUCACUGUCAGGAAUGAGGAAAGAGGAGACUCUUCUGGGAGACCGCCGCACACCACCAAAAUGGAGAGCAUCCAGGUCCUAGAGGAAUGCCAAAACCCCACUGCAGACGAAGUCUUGUCCUGGUCUCAAAAUUUUGACAAGAUGAUGAAGGCGCCUGCGGGAAGAAACCUAUUCCGAGAGUUCCUCCGAACAGAAUACAGCGAAGAGAACCUACUCUUCUGGCUCGCCUGUGAAGACUUAAAGAAAGAGCAGAACAAAAAAGCCGUCGAAGAAAAGGCCAGGAUGAUAUACGAGGAUUACAUUUCUAUACUGUCCCCGAAAGAGGUGAGCCUGGAUUCUCGAGUGAGAGAGGUGAUCAACAAGAAUCUGCUGGACCCCAGCCCUCACAUGUACGAAGAUGCCCAGCUUCAGAUCUACACCCUCAUGCACAGAGAUUCUUUCCCAAGGUUCUUGAACUCGCAGAUCUAUAAAGCUUUUGUCGAAAGUACUUCCAGCCCUACUUCUGAAUCCUAAUUUCCAUUUGAAAGGCCAAAAAAAAAAAAUCAUUUCAGAGGGCUGGGAUGGGAAAUAAAAGUAAUUAAAUAACAUCAGAAAUUGAGUUCCUGAAAAACCUACAGGUUGGCUACUGGGAAAAGACAACCGGGAAGGUCUUUGGUCUCCAUUUUUUAUCAAGGUUAUCCAUGAUUCUGUUUGAAAACAAACAAACAAAGCCUAUGUAAGACAAUGAAUUGCCAAAUUAAGUUUGUUUGAUUCAACACUUGCUCUCCUUGCAAGCAAACUGUGUUCCUAGUCCUCUGAGCAAUCCCCUAACGCAUCUCUAGAGGCCGCAUGUGCAAAGUAAAACCGCUUCGUCUGCCCUAUACGUAUACUAUUAAAUCAGUAGCAUACCUUGUCUCUGUAUUUAAGGACUUUUGUGCAAUAUGGUCUCUUAGAAACAAUUGCCAACAAACUGGCCGUGGUUUGCAUUUUUUUAAAGCAUAAUCUGAUACACACAAAGGCUAUUUUAAACAUGUAACCGUGAUAUUUAACCAUGCUACAUACUGUGUUUAGUACACGAACUCUGAAGCCAAUUUUUCUGUUCAUGUUAAAAAAAAGUAGCUGUUGAAGGAUCUUAAUGUGUGAGCCCUCUGGUUGUUCACUGCCCAAAUUCUGGCAUUUUUGUUACAGAAGAGUUUGAUAUAUUAAAAAAAAAAAGAAAGAAAGAGAGAGAGAGAAGAAAAAGAAAGAAAG
Molecule: messenger RNA, 1369 nt
Organism: Arvicanthis niloticus (Nile rat)
Lineage: Eukaryota; Metazoa; Chordata; Mammalia; Rodentia; Muridae
Source: RefSeq, a predicted model, not a curated record